Molecule: messenger RNA, 1937 nt
Organism: Malus domestica (apple)
Lineage: Eukaryota; Viridiplantae; Streptophyta; Magnoliopsida; Rosales; Rosaceae
Molecular function (GO): protein binding
Source: RefSeq, a predicted model, not a curated record
CAAACAAGAGUUCACAAAUAAAAAUGAAAUGAAUUUUGAAAUUUGAAAAGUAAAAUGAUAAUUUUAAAAUGAUAGAUAGCAAAGUAAAAUCAAAAUAACGUAAACAGGGAGAAACUAAAAAUAAGGCAAUAAUAAUCUACUUGCUGUCGCUAUCCAUGCACUCCCCGUCUCUCUGGAUAAGUCUAUAAGCUGCACAAGAUCCUUCUCCUCUUCUCACUCCAUCGCAUUUCUCUCCCCCACCUAAUAAAAACCGCUCGCUUUUUCUGUUUGUUUUCGGGAAAAUUCUACACACUCUGUUUUUCUUAACCGCCCAGCUGAAUUCCUCCCCCAAUUCCAGUCGGAAAUGGCGCAGUUUCAGAACGACGAGCUGGAGUACGUCGACGACUAUUACGAUGUCGUCGACUUUGAUGACACCGACGCUUUUGCCGAUAACCAGCUCCCGGGAGGCCACGAUGCCGACUCGGACUUUGACGACGACGACUUCGAUGAGAGCAAGGCGAAGACUGACACUUCAGCAAUGGAAGCUCGAAAUGGGAAGGACAUCCAAGGGAUUCCGUGGUAGAGGCUUAAUUUCACCAGCGAUAGGUACCGUGAGACCCGAUUGAAGCAGUACAAGAACUACGAGAACCUCUCCCGGCCGCGCCAGGACCUUGAAAAGGAGUGCUUGCCAGUAGAGACGGGGAAGACCUUCUAUGACUUUCACUAUAAUACAAGGAUUGUGAAGUCCACAAUUGUGCAUUUCCAGCUGAGGAAUCUGUUAUGGCCUACAUCAAAGCACGAUGUAUACGUUAUGCAAAACUUUUCAGUAAUGCAUUGGUCUUCUCUACUCAGGAGAGGCAAAGAAGUACUGAACGUAGCGAAACCAGUUGUGCCUACUGAGAAAAGACCUGGGUUGGUGGUUCGUCCACUCUCUAGAGUGCAAAUGAGCACUAUGGCUGUGAAGGAAAAUUUAUUGGUAGCUGGGGGAUUCCAAGGUGAACUAAUCUGCAAGCACAUUAAUCAACCUGGAGUUGCUUUCUGCUCAAAAUUAACAACAGAUGACAAUGCCAUCACAAAUGCAGUGGACAUUUUCCAAAACCCCGCCGGUUCAAUGAGGGUAAUGACAGCAAACAAUGAUGCUCAAGUUAGAGUUUUUGAUGUCCAGAAUUUCACUUGCCUCAACUGCUUCUCGUUCGAUUGGUCCGUGAAUAACACCUCUGUUAGUCCGGAUGGUAAACUGGUUGCAGUACUCGGUGAUAGCACGGACUGCUUGAUUGCUGAUGCUCAGUCUGGAAAAGCUGUCGGAAGCCUCAAAGGCCAUUUGGACUAUUGCUUUUCCUCGGCGUGGCAUCCGAACAGACAAAUUUUGGCCACCGGGAAUCAAGACACCACUUGCAGGUUAUGGGACAUAAGGAACCUCUCAGAGUCCGUAGCCGUGUUAAAGGGAAGAAUGGGAGCAAUACGAGCCAUAAAGUUCACUUCAGACGGUCGGUUCAUGGCCAUGGCUGAGCCGGCAGACUUUGUUCACAUCCUGGAUACCCAUUGUGGGUAUGUCAAGGAACAAGAGAUUGACCUGUUCGGUGAAAUCGCCGGAAUAUCCUUUAGCCCGGACACAGAAGCUCUGUUUGUUGGGAUCGCUGAUCGGACAUAUGGUAGCGUGUUGGAGUUGGACAAGAGGCAUCGUAACCAGUAUCUGGAAGCAGUCUUCUAGUAAGAGUGCCUCCAUGAAGUUGUUUCUUGAGCAAGCAGAAACGGAAGAAAAGUAACUUCCGGGUUUUGUAAAGCACAUUUCAAUCUCAAAAUGUGGAUUUAUAAACGGUUCCUAGUUUAUUCAAUCUUUCGUUCUUGUAAAUCCUGGGCCAUUGAUCUCUAAGUGUUGCAUAAUAUUUUUGUUUUUGGCUGCACGGGACCAAACACGAUCGCUCUAGGCCGAGCCUUUCAACUUUAUGUUCGACGUA